Chaetomium fimeti is the source of this 4087-nucleotide messenger RNA. RefSeq lists its product as uncharacterized. Gene Ontology annotation, cellular component: plasma membrane. The coding region runs from base 416 to 3637 and encodes 1073 amino acids. The record is from RefSeq and is a predicted model, not a curated record. Lineage: Eukaryota; Fungi; Ascomycota; Sordariomycetes; Sordariales; Chaetomiaceae. The transcript has 3 exons. Gene Ontology annotation, molecular function: calcium-activated cation channel activity.
AACCGCCCUUCCCCCCUCCUACCCUUGUCGAUCUCGAACCCCGUCGGCCGGUCAUUUUAAAGCGACGCACCAUUCGCGGCCUUGGCGCUGAUCUUCCCCCGUGCCGAGCAUACGUCACUCUCUCGAGCAUCAGGUCUGGCAGUCUUCGCUCCAGGAAUCGAGAAACCUCGAUCAGACCUUGAAGGAGGUCGAGAAUCUUCCAACUGCAGCGUGAAGAGAACUUCGGCGUGGGUUCGUGAAAAAGAGGAGGGGAAACUGCGUCACGAGCGACGGAACAAACGGAUUCGUACACAGCUCUGACUCCUUCGCCGUCUCUCGAACUCUUGUUGCCUCGCUCCGGAUCUCAAUUCCCUGGUUACGACUUCGCCCUUGCUGCCCUUCGUGGGCAUUAUUUGGCCCUCGAUACGGAGCAAGGAUGGAUAUUCUACAGCGCCUCCUCGCGAGGGAUGAUAAGCCCAUAGAUCCUGCUCAAAUUCUCCUAGAACUCCUAUCAAGCCCCUUCUCCUCGCAAGCUGAGGUCCAACAAGAUGCCGUAUUUGCCGCGUUAGGCUCCUCACUAGGCGUCACAGCAGCUAUCGCCAUCUGCUUUUCCUUCCUCCGCCCAUACAAUAGCGUUGUAUAUGCACCGAAGCUCAAGCAUGUCGACGAGAAACAUGCCCCUCCGCCCUUGGGGAAAGGUGUUUUCGCGUGGAUCGUACCGCUGUGGUCGACAUCAGAGUUGGAUAUGGUCAACCUGGUUGGCAUGGAUGCCACCCUCUUUAUGCGCUUCACGAGGAUGUGCCGCAAUAUCUUCCUCGUCCUCUCGCUGCUUGGCUGCGCCAUCCUCAUACCCAUCAACUGGACCAACUGCGCCGUCGAGGAACCGCGGUGGCUGAUGCAAAUUACGCCUAUGAAUGUGUGGGCCUCUGCCCAUUGGGCGACAGUGGCCUUCGCGUGGCUGUUGACCGUUGUGGUUUGCGGCUUUCUGUGGUGGAACUACAGGAAGGUUUUGGAGUUGAGGCGCCUGUACCUGAAGAGCGAAGAGUACCAACAUAGCCUUCACGCCCGCACAUUGAUGUUACACGACAUCCCCAAGACCCUUACCUCGGACGAAGGCAUUGCCAGAAUUAUCGACAAGAUCGCCCCGAACUCGUCCUUCGCGAGAACUGCCGUCGCCCGUGACGUCAAGGUCCUCCCCGACCUCAUCGAGCAGCACGACAAGGCCGUUCGGAAGUUGGAAAAGGUGCUGGCCAUCUAUCUCAAGGAUCCGCACAACCUCCCGUCAGAGCGACCCAAGUGCCCACCGUCCAAGAAAGACCCCUCAUACGGAACGUAUCCGAAGGGGCACAAGGUCGAUGCCAUUGACUACCUCACGCAGCGAAUCAAGGUCCUGGAGCUGGAGAUCAAGGACGUUCGACAACGGGUGGACAAGAGGGGCUCGAUGCCGUACGGGUUUUCGUCCUACUCGGAUAUCGCCGAGGCGCAUGCCAUCGCCUACGCGUGCCGCAAAAAGAAGCCACACGGCGCCACCAUCAAGCUCGCCCCGAGGCCAAACGAUAUCAUCUGGGACAACAUGCCGCUCAAUUCGUCGACCCGGAGCAGGAGGCGACUCUGGAACAACCUUUGGAUAGCCGUUCUCACCAUCUUGUGGAUUGCGCCAAACGCCAUGAUCGCCAUCUUUGUAGUCAACCUGACCAACUUGGGGAGAGUUUGGCCUGCUUUCGAGAUCUCGCUCAUACAGAACCCCACCGUCUGGUCCAUCAUCCAGGGUAUCGCUUCUCCGGCGCUCAUGUCGCUCGUCUACCUCGUCCUCCCCAUCAUCUUUCGACGUCUGUCCAUCAAGGCCGGCGACCAGACCAAGACGGGACGGGAGCGCCACGUCGUAGCGAAGCUGUAUACCUUCUUCGUCUUCAACAACCUCGUCAUCUUCUCCAUAUUUAGUGCCCUAUGGGGUUUUACGGCAAGCGUUGUCCAGCAAACCGAGAAGGGCAUAAAUGCCUGGGAUGCCUUCAUGGACGCCAACAUUGGCCAGACUCUCUUCGUAUCCCUCUGCAUUGUUUCGCCCUUCUGGAUCACCUGGCUCCUCCAGAGACAACUAGGUGCUGCGAUUGACCUGGCCCAGCUCUGGGCCCUGCUGUCCAGUUUUGUCGUGCGCAAGUUUUCGAACCCGACCCCUCGCGAGCUGAUCGAGCUCACGGCGCCGCCCCCGUUCGAUUAUGCGAGUUACUACAAUUACUUCUUGUUUUACUCGACCGUCGCCCUCUGCUACAGCGCCAUUCAGCCGCUUGUUCUGCCCGCCGCCGCCAUGUACUUCUGCAUCGACGUGGCGCUGAAGAAGUACCUGCUCCUCUAUGUCUUUGUUACCAAGACGGAAAGCGGCGGCAUGUUCUGGCGCAUGCUGUUCAACCGCGUCUUAUUCGGGUCCAUGCUUUCUCAUCUCGUCGUCUUCUUGAUCGUCUGGGUUCGCGGCGAUGGCACCCACGUCCAGGCAUAUGCCGUCGCUCCUCUCCCCUUCCUCAUGCUCGGGUUCAAGUUCUACUGCGCCUACGCCUUCGACAACAAGAUGCAUUUCUAUACCACGAGGUAUUCCGCCCAGCAGCGUGCCGAGACCGGUUUCGACGUGAAGGAGCAGAGUUCGCGAAACGACAGGCUCGCUUCUCGCUUCGGCCACCCUGCCCUCUACAAGCCCCUCAUCACGCCCAUGGUGCACGCCAAGGCGCAGAACCUGCUCGCCAGUGUCUACCAAGGCCGGCUAAGCGACGGACGGGAUGCGGCUUACGAUGACUCUGUCACCGUCAGCGGCUACAGCGAUACCUACGCCCUCGACAACAUGUCAACGGGCAAAGCCGGCAAGCUCUCGCCUUCCGUUCCCGGCUUCGAAGUCGUGCCCGAAUCCCGUCUCGACUUCGAGUACUACAAAAACCGAGAUGAAUUCGCCGCGGAACACGGCGGAGGCGAUCUCUAUGGGCGACAUCCAGAUAUCAACCGCCCCGGUACACCAGGCACUCUCGGCAGCGGCCACUCCGACUCCCGCCCAGGCACGCCCCAAGGUGGGAUGGGCUUCGGCGGUGCCGGCAACAGGAGGACAUACUCGCAGUACCCGGACCCAUCCGUCGCCGGUUCGACCUACCCACACGGUUACAUGUCCCCGGCCCCGCAACUGGGCGUAGGCAGCAGUUACCCAGGCCAACCCCACUACGGCUCCGACCCGCCCUCCCGCGCCCGCAGCCCCAUGUAUGCCAAUGCCAACGACAGCGGCACCAACCUCGUCGCCGGCGCGGCGGGCAUGGCCGUGUCCACACCCGGCUACCCCCCGACCCCAAGCUCGUACAACUCACACCACACCCGGGACAUGAGCCUCGACCCGGGCCCGAUGCCGUCCGCCUCGAGCCGCCACUCGCCGAUCUCGGCCGGCGGCCUCGGAGUCGGCGGCAGCAGCCGCGCACCGGGCAUGCUCGGCGGCGGGCCCCACGGCUACGGCGGCCUGCCCCAGACCGACGAGAUGGACCUCAUAACCUCGCCGCCGCUGCUGGCGCCGUCGGCCCAGGACCCGGCCCAGUACGACUUCUUCCGCGGCGGCGGCGGCAGGAGUAACGACCGGAGUGGGACGCCGGGUGCGGCGACGAGGGGACCGGGCGGGGGCGGCCAUUUCCGGUAGUAGGCCCUCCCGAGGGCCUGCCAUGGCUAUGGGAGAGAGACUCGGUGGGAGUGAGGGAUGGGGAUAGGGCCGGUUCACGGGGCUACCCUAUCAUCGCGGUGGCAAAUGGCGCCGGAUCUUGGAAGGGGAAACGGAGCGGUGCACAAAUGUGCUUUUUGAUCUUUGCGAUUUUCUUUUUCCCCUCGCAUUGGCGGCAUGGUUUUGGCGUUGGGAGGUUUUGGUUGCGCUGCAUGGGUAUGCCGCUUUGCCGUUGUUUGUUUGGUACAUUACAUUACAUCACGGGCUGGCUAUCUCGGUGAUUUGGCAAUGGCACACUUUUGUUGAUAGACGACAUGUUUGGUAGGUAGAGGAGUACUGCGGUUUGGUGGUAUCUACGUACAUAUGUACAAUUUUGUAAUUGGAUCGUGAGGGCGGCUUUGGCUCGUCGCGGGAUAUGGCUUCUUUUUACGU